Messenger RNA from Lottia gigantea (owl limpet), 630 nucleotides. RefSeq lists its product as hypothetical. Lineage: Eukaryota; Metazoa; Mollusca; Gastropoda; Lottiidae. The record is from RefSeq and is a predicted model, not a curated record. The transcript is spliced from 8 exons. Bases 1 to 630 code for a protein of 209 amino acids. Gene Ontology annotation, molecular function: peptide binding; G protein-coupled receptor activity. Gene Ontology annotation, biological process: G protein-coupled receptor signaling pathway. Gene Ontology annotation, cellular component: membrane.
AUGGGUGAAGUUGUCGAGGAAGUGCAGUUAGAGAGCUCGUCUAUUCGACAGAAAGGUGAAUUAAGAAGAUCUGCUAUGGGUAUUAUAGAAAGAGCUAGAAUCAGAACGUUGAAGAUGACUCUUGUGAUAGUUGGUGUUUUUGUGUUAUGUUGGACGCCAUAUUUUGUGUUUUCUGCAUGGUGGUGGUUUGACAAACGUUCACCUCGUUUGCUUCACUUUCACUAUGGCUUUGGUAGCCCUCUAGCGUUCCCCAGGGAAUCAGCAGCUAAAACGGACCCUAAAUUACGGCGUGGUCUAUUUCUAUUCGCUGUUUCCAAUUCCUGUAUGGAUCCAAUCGUUUAUGAGUUUCAAGAAAGACGAGUCGUCAUUGUAACUUUCAAACGUGGAUUUAAAGGCUCAAAUUUGGACGGUAUGUUUACCAUAAAUUUCAAACGAGAAUUCCAAAGAUGUUGUCAAUGUGUCAACAAAGAUACAGAAUUAACGGAUCGGAUCGUGAAUCGUGGUGGUUCUCCGGCUCCUAUUUCAAGACCCAACUCGGAACAAUCUGGAUCAUCUUAUAAAAAUUCGGAACGAGUAUAUUAUCGUAGUUCGGAAAGUCAUUCCAGUGUACCAAAGCGGAAUAUGAGAUAA